Messenger RNA from Pseudovirgaria hyperparasitica, 1113 nucleotides. Its product is annotated as 3-deoxy-7-phosphoheptulonate synthase. The transcript is spliced from 3 exons. Gene Ontology annotation, biological process: aromatic amino acid biosynthetic process. The record is from RefSeq and is a predicted model, not a curated record. Gene Ontology annotation, molecular function: 3-deoxy-7-phosphoheptulonate synthase activity. NCBI's taxonomy places the organism in Eukaryota, Fungi, Ascomycota, Dothideomycetes, Acrospermales, Acrospermaceae. Gene Ontology annotation, cellular component: cytoplasm. Bases 1 to 1113 code for a protein of 370 amino acids.
AUGGCUACCAACGGCGUGAAAACGAUGAAUAACAGCGAGGAUUCGAGGAUCAAAGGCUACACGCCUCUUACACCCCCGAAUCUCCUGCAACACGAAAUUGAACAAUCAGAAAGGUCGAAAGAAGUCGUAAUUCAAGCUCGUAAUGAGUCAGUAUGCAUUGUACAUGGCACAGACAAGCAGCAGCGUCUGCUGGUCGUCGUGGGUCCCUGCUCGAUUCACGAUCCACAAGCUGCCUUAGAAUACUGCGAUCGCCUGCUGAAAUUGAAAGAGAAAUAUCAAGACGCGCUCUUGAUAGUCAUGAGGAGUUAUCUGGAAAAGCCCCGAACUACAAUUGGAUGGAAAGGCUUAAUCAACGACCCGGAUAUUGAUAACUCGUUCAAGAUUAACGAUGGUCUCAAGAUAUCGCGGAAGCUCUUCCUCGACUUGACCGAGAGAGGCAUGCCGCUGGCCAGCGAAAUGCUAGAUACCAUCUCGCCACAAUUCCUUGCGGACUUACUUAGUGUUGGUGCUGUGGGUGCGAGGACUACCGAAUCUCAACUUCACCGAGAACUGGCAUCGGGUUUGUCUUUUCCAGUCGGCUUCAAGAACGGCACAGAUGGGUCGUUAGGUGUUGCCGUAGACGCUAUUGGCGCUGUGAAGAACGGACAUCACUUCCUCUCUGUCACUAAGCCCGGUGUUGUUGCCAUUGUACAGACGGAGGGUAACGAAGACUGCUUCGUGAUCUUGAGAGGGGGAACUAAAGGCACGAAUUAUGACGCAAAGAGUAUUGCUGAGGCAAAGGAGAGCCUGGCUAAGAAGGGCCUGAACGCCCGCCUAAUGGUCGACUGCAGCCAUGGUAACUCUCUGAAAAAUCACAAAAACCAGCCCAAGGUGGUACACGAUCUAGCAACACAAAUCUCUGCCGGUGAGACUGGGAUCAUGGGUGUGAUGAUUGAAAGUAAUAUCAAUGAAGGCGCCCAAAAGUCACCCAUGAAUGGAAAAAAAGAUCUCAAAUAUGGCGUAAGCAUCACUGAUGCCUGCAUCGGUUGGGAUGAUACCGAACUUGUACUGGAGGAGCUGGCCACCGCCAUUCGCAAGCGAAGGGCCCUGAACGGAGUUAACGGCCACGCGUAG